AUGCAAUACUCCAAGAGCUUUGCCUAUUUUGCUCCCUCUGAGCAGCAGAGACAAGCUUCAACACAAACAAGAGCGCAACGCCGCUCAUCGCUCGAUACAUUUGUCAUACCCGGCCGCACAAGACUGCCAUCCAGCAAAGCCAGCACCUUUGACCUUCAGGUUACGCAAGGGCUCCUCAACUCAAGCCUGCUCCAAUCCCCAGAAAGGAACAUGCCUUCUUCUGCCGAAAGCUUUGAGUGGUCGCCCGAAACUUCGGCUGGUGGGUGUAUGCCACGAAGAGACCCUCUUUCAGGCCCGCAUGGUCCAUCACAUCAUAGAGUCAGGCCUAACGUCGUGCGGAGACCGCCUCCUCGCUUUGGUGGUCGCGAAGUCAUCAUCGUUCCAUCUCAACGUCCACGGCCUCAUGUUCACCAACCAUCGCCUCAACCUCUGGCGCCAACGUCCUCACAAGAGCAUGCAAACGUGCAAACAUACGAUGGCGCCGAUGAAUCGAUCACCGAGUCUCGCCUCACGAGCAUGACCUGGAGCACUGUCAGUCAUCGAGUUUUCUCAGACUGUUCUGGUAGCUCACGUACAAUGGGGGCUUCAUUUUACAGAGAUGAGUACAACAAGUUGGCCGAAAAGCACGGACUACCUCGGCUAGAAGCAGAGCCAGAUGGUGAUAUAGACGAGAACCACAGCCAAACAAAGACCACGACCAAGUCUCAUCACCAGGGCUGGCUGGCACGUAAGCUGUUCCGACGAUCAUCUUCAACCUACACGCUCAAAGCCAAGACCACCUACAAGCCCAUAUCAAAGAAGAAGAGCUUUGCGGGAAUCCCUGUUCUGUCAGACGAUAGUCAUAAGAAUGUGCUGAAGGGCAAAAGUCUUGAAGAACUCAGCCGACUUGGAGGACUGAGCGUUUUCAUACUUCCGCCCGACUUUGCUGUUGACAGGCUCACCCUUCCCACCUGUCUCUCAGCAACAGCUACGUACUUAUAUCAACAUGGCUGUAACGCACCUGGUAUAUUCCGCGUGUCCGGUCAAACCACGAUCGUCAACGCAUUAUAUGACUUUUAUGAUCAUCAAUUCUCCAACGCAGACGCUGGAAGUCCUUCUAAGGUUGAACAGACUGUAGGAUCAGGUCUCCUUCCCUCGCACAUAGAGCACACAGUACCCGAUGCCGCCUCGUUCUUCAAGAGAGUCCUCAUUGACCUGCCAGGUGGUUUACUCGGCUCGGUCGAGCUCUUCGAAGCGCUUCGCAACGUCACGACCAAUUUCGAGUAUGAUCCUGAACUUUCCGAAUCUGACCUCGUAAGUCUCAGAGCCAAGAUGAUUGCGCUGGCAAUCUCGAGCGUUGCUUCCGACUAUCGCUUAUAUCUCAUCCAAGCGGUCUUGGGUCUGGUGUCUUAUCUUGGGAAUGAAGCCGACAAACUACAAGCGGAGAACGCUUCCGUCGACUCAGACCAGGCCCCAUCAGAGCUCAUGACUUACAGGUCUCUAGGCGUUGUCUUGGGACCCUUAUUACUCGGAAACUUGACUGAUAGUGCAAUUCACGGUAGCGGUGAAAGUCACGGUGGAGGUCCGCGCACAUCGCUUGAGACGGACAGUGCAAAGAAGUUCCGGAAGCACAAGCGCAAGCAUUCAGACAUGAAAUUGGACCAAAGUGCUACUCUAGCUGCAUUUGUUGACCGAGCUAAUCGCACUGCGAUCGUCAUGCAACAGCUGCUUUUGGUGUGGCCUGAUGUCGUCAAGCAACUUCGGGAUAUCAAUAAAACUGUCAACUCUUCUCUGAAAUCUGGAAGCAAGCGGCGUCUCAAGAAGAUGCCAAGUCACGCUGGUAGCAGGCUCACGAUGAAAACGUCUGAAGAAGACAUGAGGUUCCUUGACAUUUUGCGCGGACGCACUCUGCCGGAAGAAUUUCGAGGGGCUGUCAGAAUGAAGAGCAACAUACGAAUGACAAGCAGGUCGCCGAUGUCGCGGGGUGCAAUUGGUCCAUCCGAGGAUGACGGCUCAAACAACACCUGGUUACCUGCAGCUAGCGAAGAGCAUGGUAGUCCCAAUCCUGGCCACACUAGGGUUGCUGAACGCGCUGCACGAGACAACGAAUUCGCUGUUACUACCAAGCUACGGUCUGUGGAGGGGACGAACAUGUCACUCGCGGACGACAUCGGGCUCGAUGUCGAGAAUCGUACACAUUCAGAUGUUGCUAUGGAGAAGAUGGCGAUGGGUACAAUAUUGCCACCCCUUCAAAUCAAGCCUAGCCCUUCACGCAAAGGGUUUCUUCGCCUAGUAGAUCCUGCUGUGGAGACACCACAAAGGACCCAGAAUUCCAGCUCAUCGAGCAAGACACCUGAAACGGCCCUGAGGGAUGCGCCACCUGCGGAACAUAGCCAUGAGUCAGAUGAAUCCCGACUCCAGAUAUCCAUGGGAAAGCCACUCCCGCCCAUUGGAGACACCCAAAGGGCAGAGCUCUCCUUUUCAUGCCCUGAGGGCGAUGUCAUUGACGCGACUUCAAAGCCAUUUGCAUGGAAUGAGCGCCCCGAUCCACCUCGCCGCAACACCUCAUCAAGGAAAUCGUCAAGGAACUCUUUCUCAAGCCGCAAACCCCGUCAGUCAGCAGAGCGGACCAUCUUUCCGUCUCGCCAGUCGGGGCAGUGGCCUUCAUCUCCAACCAAGCAAACAGAUGAAAAAGCCAUGUUUCCACCUCGUCAAUCAUCAUUGACAAUGGAAAAACAUCUUGCACUGAAGCCUAUCGAGACCUACUCUUCUCUAGCAGAAUACAAGGCUAAGGCUGACACCUACAUGUCUCCUCCAAAAUUCAAUGUCUCGCAGAAAGCAAGCGAAGCGCAACUAGAUCAAAUCGAAGUGCCUGAUGGCGGCCCUAGAUCCAACAAGGUCAGAUUUCUUGCCCAAAGGUUCGCCGAGGCUUCCAGAGCCAUGCGCAGCAGUAACGAGCGCGCAAAGGAGACGGCUAUCCCUAGGAUUUACGCUUUUGUCAACUCCGUACCCUCGCCUAAGUCUCCUAUGCUUGGUCUCGAUGAUCCGUUCUUCUCUGCAGAGAGCAACAACGUAUCAAAAGAAUCCCUCAUUCCCAAACCAGUCCAUGACGUUGGCCGUAGUAGGGAAUGCCGAUCCCUUUCUCCACCGAAGCGAGCUGCACCGCAAAUACAUACUGCCAAGCGCAACUCAGGCUUCGGCAUGAUUACAGACCGGGAUGCUGAGAUCGUGCAAAAAAACACCAUCUCCAACCCUCCAGCUUCACCUAGCCACGGCGAAGGAGAGACUUACGACGAAAUGAUCGUCAACUCUAAUGGUAUUGGAUUCUCUAAGCAACCAUUGACUCAACUCCUCGACGCCUACCACCACCAGCGUUCAGCCGAGUCGCUCCGUCGUCUACGCACAUAUCUCCAAGAAUCACCACCAGAGAUCCGCCGUGUCCACAACCGCACUAUAUCGUUUGCCGAGCUUGCUCGCCCUGUCUCUCCUUCUCGCCCCGACUCUCCAUCUCUCAAUAUCUACGUUAACCCAAAAGAUUCCCCUACUCGCUCCAACAGUUAUCUAAAUGCCAGUGAGGCCCUUAAACCUCUCGAGCGCCACGCCUCCCUCAACGCAACAAUGUAUGCCGAAAUCUGCCGCCUUCAACGCCUUCUGCAGCAGGUGGGCGAAGAAAAGGAAGCAAAAGACCGUAGAAUUGAAGCAUUGGAAGAAGUUCAGGGUGGCAAUCCCGUCGCCGCUGGAGUCAAAGCGAAAGGGAGCUUUGGGAAAGGCGGUUUGCAUAACGAAGUUCGGAAGGCGAAGAGAGAAUUGAGUCUUUGGAAAAUGAGGGCUGAGUUGGCGGAGAGGAGGUUGUCGGGGUUGAAGCAGUUGUCUGAUAGGUCGUGGGAGAGCGAGAUGAUGUAUCCGGGCUAUACAGAACCAACAGAGAGGCCUGAGUUUGUCAAGCAGGAGGAUGGUGAAAAGCAGGCGGGUGGUGUCCGGGAUAUGCAGGGAGAUAGCCCGGAUUCUUGGAAGAGGCGAGCUAUCGUCGCGGAAAGUCGAGUGGCUCAGAUCAAUGGAUGGGAGAGCGCAGACAUCAAGAUCGACGUCCAGGAAGUGCAAGAAGAAAGUCCAGACUUUUGGAAGAGGAGGGCUAUCAUCGCCGAGAGUCAAUUGGCUCAGGUUGCGCCGCUGAUGGAGGAAGGACCGCACAGUGAGAUGGUAUGCACGACUCCUUCACCACUCACGGCAAAAGUAUAUGUAGCCGUUGAGACAGAGAGUGGAGAAAAGAAAGAGCGUACUUGGGAUUUGCGUGGAUCGGAGGAUCGGAGUCUGAAUAUCAGUGAGUACAGUCAGAGCAACAGUGAGAAAGAGGCGGGAAGACGAACAAGUCCAGUGGAGAAGAGCCGUGGAAGCGAUGACGGGAGUUCCGAUUUUGCGAGUCCGUUGAACGGGUUCGGCUGA
This is a messenger RNA of Letharia columbiana, 4422 nucleotides long. RefSeq lists its product as uncharacterized. The record is from RefSeq and is a predicted model, not a curated record. The transcript is spliced from 3 exons. Gene Ontology annotation, biological process: signal transduction. NCBI's taxonomy places the organism in Eukaryota, Fungi, Ascomycota, Lecanoromycetes, Lecanorales, Parmeliaceae. The coding region runs from base 1 to 4422 and encodes 1473 amino acids.